Bombina bombina (fire-bellied toad) is the source of this 10754-nucleotide messenger RNA. It is a transcript of the gene NCOA2, whose product is annotated as nuclear receptor coactivator 2. The record is from RefSeq and is a predicted model, not a curated record. Gene Ontology annotation, biological process: positive regulation of transcription by RNA polymerase II; cellular response to hormone stimulus. Gene Ontology annotation, molecular function: nuclear receptor binding; protein dimerization activity. Gene Ontology annotation, cellular component: nucleus. Bases 413 to 5005 code for a protein of 1530 amino acids. The transcript is spliced from 25 exons. NCBI's taxonomy places the organism in Eukaryota, Metazoa, Chordata, Amphibia, Anura, Bombinatoridae.
GAGGAUCCUGGGAUAAACAAGACUGACUCUCCUACUGGAUGAAAGAAUAUGGCGGUUCUGGAUCAGCUCACCCUUGGAAAACCCCGGGUAGCGAUGCCCAGCCUGCAGUGACUGGUUGGUUUUCUUCUAUUGCUACUUGUAUUGAUGCAGCUUUUAUGAAAACAAAACCAUUGGCAGUCCUUCGUUUUUAGCAGCCCUGUUGUCACCAAUGAAGUUCGCCAGCAAGAAAAUGGGGGACUUUUGUAGCGCUUGGCGCAUAUUUACUCCAGGUGCCCCCUUGGAUAUAUGUAGCACAGAUCGAGAAACAAGUUGUUGUGGAAACGAUGUCUGAAUUUUAUCGGUUGUAUAGCUGCAGCAGGAAGGUUGUGGGGACAGUUCCAUUAUAAGGAAAAGUUGCUGAUAUGUUUUCAAGAUGAGCGGGAUGGGAGAAAAUCCCUCAGACCCCUCUAGGGUGGAGCCACGGAAACGCAAAGAAAGCCCAGACCAGCUUGGUCCCAGCCCAAAGCGGAGCACUGAAAAGCGUAACCGUGAACAGGAGAAUAAAUACAUUGAAGAGCUUGCUGAGCUAAUAUUUGCAAAUUUUAAUGACAUUGACAAUUUUAACUUUAAACCUGACAAAUGUGCAAUUUUGAAGGAAACUGUGAAGCAGAUUCGCCAGAUCAAAGAGCAAGAAAAAUCGUCUGCAAAUGAAGAUGAAGUUCAGAAGGCAGAUGUGUCCUCAACAGGACAGAGUGUCAUAGACAAGGAUGCACUUGGACCUAUGAUGCUUGAGGCUCUUGAUGGAUUCUUCUUUGUGGUGAACCGUGAUGGGAAUUUAGUGUUUGUCUCUGAGAAUGUAACUCAGUAUCUAAGAUAUAACCAGGAAGAGCUGAUGAACACAAGUGUGUACAACAUACUGCACGUCGGUGAUCACAAUGAGUUCAUCAAAAACUUGCUGCCAAAGUCUUUAGUUAAUGGGGGACCUUGGUCAGGAGAAGCUCCUAGACGAAAUAGCCAUACCUUUAAUUGCCGCAUGCUGGUGAAGCCGAUGCCCGAGUCAGAAGAAGAAGGUCAUGACAACCAGGAGGCGCAUCAGAAAUAUGAAACUAUGCAGUGCUUUGCUGUAUCACAACCAAAGUCCAUCAAAGAGGAAGGUGAAGAUUUUCAGUCUUGCUUGAUUUGUGUGGCACGGAGAGUCCCAAUAAAGGAAAGGCCUCCUGUUCCCUCAUCUGAGACUUUCACAACACGUCAGGACUUGCAAGGCAAAAUAACUUCACUGGACACGAGCACUAUGAGGGCGUUAAUGAGACCGGGCUGGGAGGAUUUGGUCCGGAAGUGCAUUCAGCGAUUCCAUGCUCAGCAUGAUGGAGAUAUCUCUUACAGCAAAAAACAUCACCAAGAAGUUCUCAGGCAGGGGCUUGCACUCAGUCCUUUGUAUCGGUUUUCAUUGUCUGACGGCACGAUUGUUGCAGCCCAAACCAAGAGCAAGCUUAUCCGCUCACAGAUUACAAAUGAACCUCAGUUGGUGAUAUCCAUACACUUUCUUCAAAGAGAGCAGAAUGUGUGUGGAAUGAAUCAGGACAUGGUUGGACAAUCCAUGGGAAAGACACUAAACCCCAUUAGGUCCAGCAGUCCAGCACAUCAAGCACAUCAAGCAAUGUGCAGUGGAAACCCAGGUCAGGAUACGACUAUAAGUAGCAAUAUGAAUUAUGCCAUAAAUGGUCCAAAGGAACAAAUGGGCUUGCCAACAGGCAGAUUUGCUGGUUCAGGAGGGAUGAACCAUGUUUCUAGCAUGCAAGCAACCACUCCUCAGGGUAAUAACUAUGCACUCAAAAUGAAUAGCCCAUCACAAGGAAGCCCUGGCAUGUGCCAGACACAGCCUAACUCUAUGCUUUCCCCAAGGCAUCGUGUGAGCCCUGGAGUGGCAGGAAGUCCUCGUAUUGCACCCAGUCAGUUUUCCCCUGCGGGAAGUAUACAUUCGCCAGUUGGUGUUUGCAGUAGCACAGGAAAUAGCCAUAGUUAUACCAAUAGCUCUCUAAAUGCACUUCAGGCUCUCAGUGAAGGCCAUGGUGUUCCACAGAUGUCUCCUGAUCUAAAAGUUGGUAAUUUACAAAGUUCUCCUGGUAAUAUGAAUCCCUCGCAGCUUAGAAAGAUGGGGAGUGUGGACUCUAAAGAACCGUUUGGGCUUUAUGGGGAGCAGACUGAAGGUGCUACUGGACAGGCUGAAACUAGCUGCCAUUCUGCUGAGCAGAAAGACUGCAAUGAGACACUGUCUUCUGGCGGUGACAAAAUGGAAGGCCAAAACAGGUUGCUUGAUAACAAAGGCCAGACAAAACUAUUGCAGUUGCUCACCACCAAAUCUGAUCAGAUGGAGCAGUCACCGCUUUCCACUGCUUUGGGAGAUAAUAGCAACAAAGACUCCUUUGGAAAUUUUGUAGGUAAUAAUUUGUCUGCCUCUGCACAUGGAACCUCACUGAAAGAGAAGCAUAAAAUUUUGCACAGACUCCUUCAGGACAGUAGUUCGCCUGUAGACUUGGCCAAGCUAACAGCUGAGGCCACUGGGAAAGAACUGAACCAGGAGUCCAACAGCACAGGCCCUGGAUCAGAAGUCACUGUAAAGCAGGAACCUGUUAGUCCUAAGAAGAAAGAAAAUGCACUACUUCGCUACUUGUUAGAUAACGAUAAUACUAAAGAUAAUAUUGCAAACGUUACACCCAAGAUUGAACACUUGGAAAAGACAGAAUCGAGCUGCACAAAGUUAACGUCUAUAAAAACAGAAAAGGAGGACUCGGGCUAUGGAACUGGUGACCAGCUUUUACAGUCCAGCCCUGAUUUAGAUAACCUGGAUGAAAUCCUGAACGAUCUGCAAAAUAGCCAGUUAACUCAACUCUUCCCAGACACACGGCCCGAUGCCAAUGCGGCGGAUAAGCAAGCCAUCAUAAAUGACCUGAUGCAGUUAGCUGGAGACAGCGCAGCCCAUAAGCAGAGAAUGCUCCGGAUUCAGCAGAGCAAUUUUAACAAUCUACGUGCCGGGCAACUUGGGAGACUUGGGUUACAAAACCAGAAUGUACAAAUGGACAUCAAUUUACAAAACCAGACUAGUGCAGGCACUUAUCAACCAAUGAGGAACAGCAGCCCAUACUCUCCGAUUCCUCAGUCUGGGAUGAUGAAUAAUCAAGGUAUUCUGGGAAACCAAAGUGGCGUCACAAGCAGUAGCACUGGAAUAAUUGGUGGCAAUGUCCCUAGACCAACCAUGCAGUCUGGAGAUUGGGCUUCACAGGCAUCCUCAAUAAGAGCCUCUGGCCCCAGUACGGGAGGUCCUAUGAGCAGACCAAUUCAAGGCAUGAUUCGUAGCCCAACAUCGAGCACUCCGAUGAGACCCAAUACCCAGAGUUGCCCGAGACAAAUGAUUCAGUCUCCAGUUAUGAAUAUAGGUCCUUCAGAAAUCGAAAUGAAUAUUGGUGGACCACAAUACACACAACAGCAAGCUCCUCCAAAUCAAACGGCUCCCUGGCCUGAGAGUAUUCUGCCUAUUGAUCAAACUUCCUUUGGCAAUCAAAACAGACAGUCAUUCGGCAGCUCGCCAGAUGACAUGAUUUGUCGGCCUAUUUCAUCAGAGUCUCCUACAGAUGAGGGGAACCUUUUGGAUCAGCUUUAUAUGGCACUGAGGAAUUUUGAUGGGAUAGAAGAGAUUGAUAGAGCUCUAGGCAUACCAGAACUGGUCAGUCAGAGUCAGUCGGUGGAUCCUGAUUCAUUUGUUAAUCCAGAAUCAAACUUAAGCAUGGAACAGAAGGCAUCUCUCUUUAACCACGCGUAUGCCGCUCAAGGGCAGAUGGCUCAGAAUAGUUAUUCUCAGAUGCAGGAUCAAAACUUUCACCCCAUGGGCCAGCGUCCAAGCUAUGGAAUGCUGCGCAUGCAGACUCGGCCUGGUUUACGGCCCACUGGGAUGGUGCAAAAUCAGCCCAAUCAGCUGAGGCUCCAGUUGCAACACCGGCUUCAAGCACAACAGAAUCGGCAGCCAAUAAUGAACCCAAUGAACAAUGUUUCAAACAUGAACUUGACUCUAAGACCUGGAGUACCAGCACAGAUGAGAGAACAGGGACCGAUCAAUGCACAAAUGCUGGCCCAAAGACAGAGGGAGAUCUUGAACCAGCACCUGCGGCAAAGGCAACUUCAGCAACAGCAGCAGCAACAACAAGUGCAACACAGAGCUAUGAUGAUGAGAGGACAAGGUCUGACCAUGCCACCCAAUAUGGUGGCCUCUGGAGGCAUGCAAGCAUCAAUAAGCAGCCCACGGAUCCCACAAGGCAAUGCCCAGCAGUUUCCAUUUUCUCCGAACUACGGUACUGGAAUUCCAUCCCCACCACCUUUCACCAGUUCUUUCCCCCCAGUGCCCCCCAGUCCUGGGUCACAGUCGCUCUCUCACAGCUCUUUGCAUGGCUCCCAGAUGAAUCUGGCUAACCAAGCGAUCAUGGGGAACAUGGGAGGACAGUAUGGGCCUGUCAUGAAUCCCCAAAUUCAGCACAAUGCCUUCCAGUUUGCCAACUCAGGGAUGAGUCAACAGUCUGACCCUGGAUUCACGGGGGCAACAACCCCUCAAAGUCCAAUAAUGUCGCCCAGAAUGGCUCAUUCUCAGAGCCCCAUGAUGCAGCAGUCGCAGGCCAAUCCUGCCUACCAAUCAGCAGAGCUGAAUGGCUGGGCGCAGGGGAAUACUGGAGGGAACAGCAUGUUUACGCAACAGUCCCCGCCACAUUUUGGGCAGCAAGCUGGCACCAGCAUGUACAAUAACAAUAUGAAUAUCAGUGUUUCUAUGGCAAGUAAUGGAAGUGGAAUGAACAACAUGAACCAGAUGACUGGGCAGAUCAGCAUGACCUCAGUGACCUCUGUGCCUACAUCAGGGUUGUCCUCAAUGGGUCCAGAGCAAGUUAAUGAUCCCACUCUGAGAAGAGGCAGCCUUUUUCCAAACCAGCUACCCGGUAUUGAUAGGAUAAAGCAAGAAGCAGAUGCAGCACGGAAAUAUUGCUGACCCUAAAUAUUUUGGGAUGCUUUUCUUCUUCUGCUGGCUGUGUACACCAGAUGGAAACCUACCAGGCUGAGGAGCUGCAUCACGUUGUAGUGUUCUUUAGAGACUGGCCUGUCAGCCAGCACAAUUUGCUGGAAUGGCUAGCACAGCACUGCAAGCCUAGUCUGCCUCCCAGUUGUGAACUGAAGCCGUUGUUGUCCAAGGUGCAGCCCCCCCACGUGUCAGUCCGGAGCCAGAACAUAGACGGCCAGUCUGGUCGCUGCAUUCACCUUAGUGCAACUUAGAUACCUUCUGCAGAGUCAUUACGGACAGGCAUAUUUCACUGAACUAUCUGAAAUGAAUGUAUUUAAUGUAUGUAUUUAAAGAAAACAAUGCUCUUUAUUUUUAUUUUUUUUUCUCUUAAGUUGAUGACACUGGUCUAUAGCUUAUUUUUUCCUUGGGUGAUCAGCCCACUAAAUACUUUCUGCUACCACAUGACUUUUUUUUUUCUCCUGUAAUUUUUUGGUGGGUGGAAUAUCAAUGGAAUUCAUUAUAAAACAGAAACUGGUGAGAGUUAAAUGUAUCCCUUGGUCUAAAUAAUGCCAAAAUAAAUAAAUGCAGUCAGAAAUUUAAGAGAUGUUACCAUAGAAGAAAUAGACAGAUUUUGAGACUUUUACUUUAUUUUAUUUCUAUUAAGGAACAAUUGCAAGGAGACAUAAAUGUGAAAUUGUUUUUAAAAGUAAUUGCUUCUAAAACCUAAAUUAUUUGACCCCGAAAUGGUUUGAGGUGUAUUAGUUAUGCUGUAAGUAAAAUUAGCAAUUAGAGAUUGAAGUCUGCACAAGGAAAGAAUUUCAUAAACACCUUGGAUGCUGUCUGUAGCAUCCAAAGGGUUAACAAGGAAUUCAGGUUUUUGUUAACUCCUACUAUACCAUGUGAUAAAGUUAGCAUGAAUAUCUAUUGCAACAUUAGCAAAAGUCUUUUAGGCCAGUAGGUUAUCAUUUCAUCACGGCUGCCUUCAUUUGUCCACUUUUUUUUUCUUUUCGUUCCUUUGUAAUUCUGGAAAUUUUACUUCAAUUUAAAACUACCGCCAGUUUCACUACAUGUUUAUUUUCAAGUAACAGGGUGGAAAUAUAUAUUUUUUAAUGGUACAUUAAAAAAAUAGCUUCUGUAUAAACAAGCAAUAAUUUAAGUUGAGAAAUGUGUUUUAUUUGUAAUCUUUUUGUUUUGUAAAAAAAAAAUGAAAUGUGGUGUCAAAACAAAAACAAAAAAGGUACUUCAGUAUUAAAUAGGUAAUUUUUGCUAUUCGUGGCUUUUUGGAUCACUGUUUCUUGGAUAGAACUAGUAUGUCAACCCUUAAACUUUGUAAUGCCACUUAGAAAUCUAUACGUUCCCUGCAGUGUAGAAAUAAUCAUACCUUUUUUUGUAGCUUUUAAUAUUUGUUAUAUGGAAACACCCAGUUCCUAAAUGUUUCUAAAUGAUUUCCCUUCUAUUUUAAUGCUCUCCCUUAGAAUGUCAGUUAUAUUCACUGAGUCAGAAGUAAUUUAGCACCAACUGGCAUCUGUCUGAGUAUUGCACUGUUGGAAUUUGAGAUUAAGUUCAGCUUUGCCCAAAUUUACUUACAGAGAUAGGAAAGUCAAAAUUAAACUUGCAUGAUUCAGAUUGAGCGGGUCAUUUUAAGACGCUUUUAAAUUCACUUCUAUUUUCAAAUGUGCUUUGUUCUCUUAGUAUUCCUUGUUAAAAAAAAUAAUAUGCACAUAUCAUACACUAGUGGGAGCUGCUGCUAAUUAGUGCCUGCACACCUUUGUCUCCUGUGAUUGGCUAAAUAGAUAUUUUCAGCUUCCUGUCAGUAGUGCAAUGCUGUCCCUUCAGCAAAGGAUAACAAGAGAAUAAAGCAAAUUUGAUAAUAGAAGUAAAUUGGAAAGUUGUUUAAAAUUCUAUGUUCUAUCUGAAUCCUAAAAGAAAAUGUUGGGGUUUACUAUCCCUUUAACUGUCACAUUGAACAUAGAACAAAUAUUAUAGAAUGUCACAUAUGGUGGCAUUGUAUUCAUCAGCAUAACUUCAUAUUAUUGGAAUUAUUGUAUGUCAUUGGCCAUAUGGCCUGUGCUUUUAUCAUCUUCCACAUAAUUAUAAAUUACAUGGUUGGAAAAAUUCUACUUGGCAGAUAUACUGGUUUUUAAAUGUUACAUGCCACUGGAAAAAGUAAAAAAAAUAUGUGUGCCUGCUUUUUUUUCCAUAGCUAAUGCCUAAUUCUUCUGAUUAGUAUAUUUUGUUCAUCUCACUGAAUAAUAUGAAUAUACAAGUAUGUAUAUUUCAAAGGAUACAUACAAUAUGUUGCGCACACAGUAUUUUUUUUUUCCUUUAAAAAAGAAAAAGAAAUAAAGAAUAGAUAUAAGUAACUAACUCACCUCUAUACUUUUCAAUGUUUUUUUUAUGUAGGCUAUUUAUCAAUGUAAAACUCAAUUCCCUUUGAUACUUAGCCUCUGUAAACUACCAUAGAAUAGCAAAGAAGAUUGAGUUUAUAUUUAACUCAAUUCCCUCCCCUUAAUACAUGCAUGGUUUAUGCAUUUUCCUGUGUAUUUGUACAAUUUUGUAGGCUGUAUAUUUCCUAUAAAGCAAUUAAAAUUUGUUAUAUUUUAACCAUGUUUUUGAUCAUUUUUAGUACUCUUAGAUGGUCAACUCAAGUUUUUAGAUGGAGAAUUACAAGUAGACAUAACCUUUUGUACAUUUUUUCUUGAUAUUUGAUUGGCAACCAAGAAACAUUCACUUGUCCAAGAUUUUUGUAUAUUGUUUUAUUUAAAUAAUCCAUUUCUUAAAUUAGGAUACUUUAAAUUCAGCAUGCACACAGAAGACAUUUACAUUACAUACAUGAUGAAUUUGCCAUAUUGCAUCAGAUAAAACCUCAUAAAUGUAUUUUUCCCAUGUUCAAUAAAUGCCUGCUUGUCUCCAUCUUCAUUUACCUCUAAAGUGGGUGUAUACUAUAAUAUCUGAUCUGUGGCAUCACACCUGAUCCGGGUGAAGAAGAUUAACACACCUCCUAUUACGAUAUACUGUGUAUUGUAAGUAUGUCAUUUCUAUUAAAACAAUGCAAACAAUCCUUAUUUAUUCUUGAAUUUUAAAGUAAAUGCCAUAAUUUAUUAUUCUGUUAGAACAGUCUUUCCAGUGGUUAGGCCUUGAGCAUUCAUCAUCUCCAUUCUUCGGUAUCCUAAACACCCACCAUUUAAAAGCAAACAGUGUAUUUACUGCAUUGGCAUAAUAGCAUAAUUAAGCAGAAAGCAUUUCACAUCUCACUUUGCAAAGAAUAGAAUACGGUCAUUGUAUUGUAACAAUUAGAUUUACUGGUUACCUUUUUUUUCUUAUUUUUCUGUUUAACCCGUUAAAGUAAUUCACAAUGAUAUACUAGUUGUAGUCUUCAGUCUCUACUAACAUUUGUAUGUAGUUGCUGAAAACAAAAUAUACAAUCACUUGAAUUUGUUGAGAAAUUGUUAAAUGGAAGUGAGUUAUUGUGGUAGGCAUGAUUUAUAACCUCUUUUUAGUUGCUUGCUGAUUAAUCAUUUUAGAAUGUGUGAAUCUAUUCUGAUCAUAUUGAUCACUGCGUAUAAAAUAAGCCCGAUCCUCUUGCUAUGUUAUCAGUAUUUGACACCCGAUAAAUGCAACAUGUCACAGGAGUGUAGAUUUUUGUGGUAUAGAGCAAAAAGAUCAGUGUUUUUACCUUUUUUUUUUUCUUUUUCUCUUUCUAAUAAAUGUGAAAGGCACAUAAUGUGAAAUAAUUAUUUAUACAUUUAUACAAAUGUUUUCUUCACUCACUUAAAGCACCAGUUUCUCUUACUCUUCAAAUUAGUAGAUAAAUGACCGUUUAGAAGACAUUUUAAAUGUACCUAAACCAUAUGAGCAAACCUUUAAAAAAAAACUUUGUUAUUAAAACAAAAAAAAACCUUAAUAAACAUGGUAUAACUAGUAUGGAAAGCAAAAAUAUAAAUGCCAGACUGAGGAUAAUUUGAUAUUCAAGUGUGCUGUAGCAAGUUUUUGUUUUUUUAUAGAUUAGAUUCUAAAUGUAUGGGUUUUUUUUUUCUUUAAUCUGUAAGAAUUGUGUAGUCUUGAGCAGUUCUGUCCAAAAUGUUGUGCAGUAGGCCAUUUAUUUAUAAUUUUUUGGCAGACCUACAAGUUGGAAUUUAAUACAUUUAAAACAAACAAAAAACUGCACUUUUUUCUUCUUCUUUUUUUAACAACCUGUCAAAAUUUUAAUUAAAUAAGCUCCUGUGUUUUGUGCACUUGGGGCUACAGAAACACUCAGGUGGGUCACCUGUGGACUGCCAGUAAUAAGCCUUAUUGUUUGACCUAGUGGCGAUUGAGGGCAGCACUGUGCUCAGAAGGUGCAUACCUAUCACAUCAUGUGAGUCGUCAUCGUUAUUUGUAAUGCGCCAACAGAUUGUGUAGCGUUAAACAGGGUGUAAAGACCAGACCAAUUACAGUGUCCAGGUUCCAUCUAAGAUUAAAAUAAUUUAAAAGUAACAGAUACUUAGGUCUUAACCUAAAAGGAAUGUUCAGAUUAAAGGAUAUUGGAUCAGUUUAUCAUAUAUUCUCGGGUCACAGUUUUGACACACUUCAAGCUUUUAUUAAUCUUAAAAAAAAAAAACUAUUGCACAUAAUUGUAGAGCAAGAUUACUGCUGCUUUAACUGAAAUUAGAAAGCAAUGUAGCAUUCGUCUUGGUAAAUCUCUGCCCUUUCACCAGUAGCCUGUGUCCGGUAAUGACUAAUAAACAAUGUUUUUGAUAGUUUGUAUAAUGUACAUUUUAAAUCUUAAAAGUUGAUAUGGACUUACCAUGUUGAAAAUAUGGCAAAGCUCCACUUCUCAAAACCCAAAGAUAUACAAUCAGUUUUCAAAACACAACAAAAGCCAUUUAAUUGUCGGUGUGAAUAGAACAUAUUUUCUAGAAUUUGUAAGGUAGUAUGCUGCCUAAAAGCAUAAGCAUUGUCUGCACAACGUUUAGCUGUAACUGGCUUUCUUAAUAUCUUGUCUGUGCCGAAGAAUGCAGAGAUUUCUUGCUAGUCAUCGUAGUACAGACAAAGCAUCAAUUAGCUUUUUUCUCCCAGGUGUUUCUUUGGAGACUAAAAUCUAAACCUUUUUAGUUUAUUACUACAGGUAAAAAGCUAUGUGCAAGGACCUCAAAAUGCUAAAAACUAGCAUAAUGCCUUAGAUCUGUUUUUAAGUCUUGUAUAUUCCUACAUAGCAGUUUGCUGUAUUAUAUUUGUAUAGUGUAUUGUGUACAAUUUUGGAUAAGUUACUCCAUCUCAUAACAUGGUUGAAUUGGAUAUGAUGGACAGCUUUCUAGAAUGAUGCGUAACUUCUUUCCCUCUCCCUGUUGGUUGUGAAUUUUUUUUGUACAGUUGAUCAUGAAGUGGAAUUUAAAAAGUGUGUAUGUAUGUACGUGUGUGUGUGUGUGCGCAUUUUCAUGACAAAUACAAGAGUAAAAUAAAGCAAUAUAUAAACUAUGGUUCUUCAGGAGAAAGCUUACAGUAUUGCGGGUCUUUGAUUUCUUUUUUCUUUUUUUUUUUGGUAAUAGAUUUCCUUCAUUGUUUCACCUGCAUUGAUGUUUGUAUUUCUCUUAGUGUGAGCAGUUUAUGCAAAGGUAGAUCUAUUUAGAAGAAAAUUAAAUACAUUUAUGCAAGUUAAUAUUGCUUUGCUGAUGCUAUCUGCUUAUUUGAUGUCAAAUAAUGCUACUGUAAAUAAAGAAUUCUCUUAUUGCAUCAAUUAAUAAAUUUUAAUUCUUUUGGG